GCGAAUCGUCACAUCUCCCUUUCAUCCUCUCUCUCUCUCUCUCUCUCGUCCAAGUUCUUCUCUCUAUUCCUCGAUACGUCACCUCCGCGUGCGGGAGGUUGUUCCCGUUGUUGUCGCCAUCGCAAGGCUCCUCCGUUCCUGCUCGGUGGGUAACAAUCUCUUAAUCCACCUCCAUCAAGUCUGUAAUUUGUGUUUGUCUGGACUCGGCUGACAAGGAUGGGGAGAGUUGUGCCGUCCUCCCUUCCCGCUAUGGGGGAGAGAGCGGCGCUUGCGCUUCUUCUCCGCCUCCGCGUCGCUGCGCUGUGCGCGUACUUGAUCGCGGUAGCGUGGCCCGCUCACGGCUACCCAGAGAAGAGGCCGAUGAUGGGGUCGGACACGAGCCCAGGCAGCUACGCCUGGAUGCAGCCCCGUGCUGUGGGAGAUGAAGGACCCAACGGCGUCAGUGACGGCAGCGAGUUCUACUGCUUCCGCGACUUCAAGAGGUGUAGGAGCGGCAUCAAGGAAUGCAUCAAGCCGGAGCAGGAAUGCGACGGGGUCAAGGACUGCGAAGACGGGUCGGAUGAGGGGCAGUUCUGCAAGUCGUUCGACUGCACCAAGACGGGACGGUACAUCUGUCCGAGCGGGAAGAUGUGCAUGAACGUCACGGACUCGUAUGGCGACUGGAGAUAUACCCACAGGGAUCCGUACACCGCAUACUUGUGCGACGGCGUGAGGGACUGCGCGGACGCGUCCGACGAAGACAAGAAGUUCUGCGCAUCGUUCGACUGCAACGGGAAUGUGCCGCACAAGAAGGUGGCCAUAACGCUCGAGUGGGAGAAGUCGACCAACCGCAGAGUGCGAUGUCCAGGCGGAAAGGGUGGGUGUCUGUACGAGACGCAGCUGUGCGACGGAACUGUCAACUGCGUUAAUGCCGCGGGCAGUGACGAGAGCGAGGCGCUCUGCAAGAAGCAAGGGUGCUCGUCCGCCUUGCUCUCUGAUCUGUUUCAGUGUCGGACGGGCAGGUGCAUCCCGCGCGGGCGGAUGUGCGACGGCAAGAAGGAUUGCCCCGACGGUGACGACGAGGGGGACUUUUGUGCGAAGAUUAACUGUCCAUACGGCGGCAUCAAGUGCAGCGAUGCAAAGAACCGAACGUGCAUCCAGCAGUCUCAGCUGUGCGACGGAGUGCAGGACUGUCCCGGUGGGACGGAUGAGGCUGGCUGUGCGACGAAAGAGUGCGAGGACGGGAAAAAACUUUGCCCAAGUGGGAAAGGGUGUGCCUAUCAUACUCCGUGCGACGGCCUGAAAGAUUGCAGAGACGGAUCCGACGAGGAUCCCGCGUUCUGUAGCCACUUCAAUUGCUCGGCUGACGAGCGCGUUAAGUGCAAGGACGGCCUGCGGUGUAUCUAUCGGUCAGGUAUGUGCGACGGCCGAAGGGACUGCCCUGACCUGUCGGACGAGAACCCAGCGUCGUGCCGCACGUAUAACUGCUCCCUGUGGGGGGAGGGUACCAUUAAGUGCCCGGGGGCGGAGUAUGUCUGGUGCAUCUUUCCCGGCUCGAUGUGCGAUGGUUAUCACAACGACUGCUACGCCGACAAGGACGAAGACCCCAAGUUCUGCGCGUCGAAGGAGGCACGGGACAUCCUCGCAGAGAACGGAAGAAUAGUCUGCAGCAAUAACAUGACCAAUUACAUUUACGGUGACUACUGCGACGGGAUCAAGAACUGUGAGGAUGGGAGCGAUGAAAGGGAGAACUUUUGCAAAGUGUACACGUGUCCGAAAAACCGAGUCAGGUGUUACGGCAAGUGGUGCGUGCGCGGAGCGAAAUGUGACGGCAACUGGGACUGCCCCGAUGGGUCCGACGAACUGAACUGCUAGCCCCGCAAGCCAAGAUCGAAGACCACGACCCGCGUCCCUCCUGAACUUGGAGUCUUUUUGGUUUAGUCUGUCUAAACCUCUAAAGCCUAUCUAGCUUAGUCUAUCUAAACU
This is a messenger RNA of Chara braunii, 1965 nucleotides long. The record is from the annotation of a GenBank genome assembly. NCBI's taxonomy places the organism in Eukaryota, Viridiplantae, Streptophyta, Charophyceae, Charales, Characeae.